AUGGACGAGGGAGAAAGCCAGCUUAAUAUAAAGAAAGAGAUUUAUCUUGAAAAAAAUUGUACCAAAAUUGCUAUUAACUUACUGAAUGUGCUAGAAAAUCUAUUCUUCUCAAUGAAGAUACCCCCAGAGAUUGUAUCAAAGUACAAUAUAUUAAAAGAAAGUGCAUAUAAAGAGAUGGAUUUGCCAUUUUCUCCCAUUAAUGAGUCAAUAUAUGCUCAUAAGACCGAACCAGGAGGGCUUUCAUCAGGUAGAUCAAGAGGAAAGGAAUCAGAUGAAGGAAGCUUCAAGUCAAUAGACUCUGCUCUCACUUAUCUUCCUCUGUUAAAAUAAUAUCACUUCUAUGAGCGAGCUAGUUGUGGAGAGUUUACUUGAAAAGCUAUUAAACUUUGAGAAAUUUUGUAAAAAUCAGGAUUCAUUUACUCACGAGCCCAGAUCCAUUAGAGACCUUGACUAUGUCAAGCAGAACAUCCUUAGCGACAUUAAGAAAAUAGAUCUCCAAAGGCUGAAAAGUCUGAGGUAUUCAGAGAAAAGUACAGGCAAAGAAGAGAAUUUCUCUCUCACAAUUUCACAAUUCAUGUAUAAAAUUGAUAAUUUAGCUCAAAAAUUUGAAAAUUCUUUAUUUAAGGUUCAAAAGCAUUUCAACGAAUUGCCAUCAGCUCCUCCACUAUCAGAAGGUUAUGCUAAGAAUCCUCAUAUUGAGAGCUACAAAGAGCUUUCUGCACAAAAUAAGCUGCUUGAGGACAAGAUCAAGUCAUAUGAGUACGGCAAUUAUGAAGUAAAAAGUUUGGAAAAACAAAUUCUUAAUUUGAAAGAUAUACACUCUACUGAGAUAAAACAUAUGCAGACCAGUCACGAUAAGAUCAUUUAUGAGCUCAAAGAAAUCCAUAAGCAAAAGGAAGGAAGACUACAGGAGAGAAUCGACCUCUUGAGUAAAACAUACGAUACUGGAAAAGAUCUCUACAUUGUUAGAGACCUCCAAGGAGCGCUUGAUAAAAUCAGAGCAAUCACUAAACCUAUUUAUUCAAGUAAAAUCAGAAAUUUUCCAGAUUUUGAGCAACUCCAGAAUGAAAGACUAGAAGUCGUUUAUGCAGAUUUUGUAGUCUUCCUUGCGAAGCAAGCAAUAGGGUUCUUAGAUAAGCUAGAAGAUCCUCAUUACGAUGUUGAACAAAAGUAUCAAAACUUUGAGAAUCAAGAAGAUAAUAAAGAUUUAAAUUUAUCUCAUAAAUUUGCAAGGGAAAGCUCAUAUCCAUCAGUAACUAACCUUCAUAGUCAAAAUGAUCAGAACCAUUUUCAGAACUCUCCCAAAAAGACUGUUGAAGAAAAUACUGCAGAGGAAGCCAUGUCAGUUGUAGAUAUUGAUAUUGAGAAAGCUUUAAAAAUUCAACAGGAAUUUCAAAGACAGCAUGGACUUCUAUCAGAGCAUCUUGAUUCUUUUAGUAGAAAAUCUGAUAUACAAGAGAAGGAGAACUCUCCAAUUAACCCAUAUCACCAACAGAGGCUAAAUCAUCAUCCUGGAACUAUAUCUGUGCCUAAUUUUGCCCCAGCUCCUUUCUCUCAAAGAGAUGCUGAUGAAACUUCUCCUGUGACUUACCGUCACAACGAACAAGCUGAAAAUGUAGGGGCUUUUUCCAAAAUGGAUGAGGUGGUCCGCUCACAAAGAAACCUUGCUAGAGACAAGGAAAGAUAUGUGACUCUUUCACAAGACAAUUCCUUAGAAAGAAUGUCACAUGAGCCUAUAGGUAAGUUUCUCCUCGCAUUACAGGCCCUAAGCCAACAAGUGAGCAGUUCAAUUGAAGUCAGAACAUAAAGUCUUUGCAGAUGAGUGCGAAGCUAACAUCAGGGGACACUACUAAUUUCAAGGAGAAAUUCAGCCACUUCU
Messenger RNA from Moneuplotes crassus, 1879 nucleotides. NCBI's taxonomy places the organism in Eukaryota, Ciliophora, Spirotrichea, Euplotida, Euplotidae. The record is from the annotation of a GenBank genome assembly.